Drosophila simulans is the source of this 1669-nucleotide messenger RNA. RefSeq lists its product as uncharacterized. The coding region runs from base 772 to 1587 and encodes 271 amino acids. Lineage: Eukaryota; Metazoa; Arthropoda; Insecta; Diptera; Drosophilidae. The record is from RefSeq and is a predicted model, not a curated record. The transcript is spliced from 3 exons.
AAACCACUAAUCAUAUGUGCGAUAAUUACUUUAAAUGUGCUUAUCUAACCUUAACCCACCUGAAUUCAACCCAUGAUUAUUUCAGAGAUCAUAUCUUUUCUAUGAUUACUCGAGGUCAUUACUCCAACGCUAGUUUGUUUAUCUAACCUUAACACUUUAACGCAUUUACCAUUCGAAGGGGGCUAUUGCUCAAUUUUGAUCUGUUUACCCAACCUUCGUCGCUCUGCAAGUGACAUAACUGCAGCCCGUGAGUUCACUUCGCGGAAUAUGCAAAUUUUCCGGGCCAUAGUCGGCCACAAAUGUCUUUCUAAUAAGGAGAGUUUAUCUACGAUUGCCAGAGCACUGAGAAAAAUGUACAUAACUAAUUUUCUGCUUUCAUAGAAUGGGUAGUAUAAUAUAGGUAUACAUUUUUCUGUGUGUCGCUUUCGUUGUGGACUGUUGCACCCGCUGUAUCAAAAGCACCAUCUGCUCCAACUCAAACUUGUUGAAUCACUUCUUUAAGUGAUGCUUUCUUUUCUUAUCCUCGGCGAAUCAGUUAUCGUUAUCCAAUCGAUCGUUGGCCACUUGACAUCGCAAAUUCGCCUACUAUUUGGGCCCACGAAGCGUUGAAGACGCGCCUCCGUCUUACGCUAUGGUUUUCCGACUAAAUGAAUAUCAUAUCUUGAUUGCCGGAGCGUGGGGCAUGUAAUUCUCCGACUCCAUGGAGCUUACAAAGCGAGUUCCGAGUUUUGGGGUGACAAUCAGACGAAUUCCAGCCGCUGGAGCGACAGCAUGUGCUUGGCGCGGAUCUUACAUGUGCUGGGUAUAAUGGCCCUCUUUUCGCAACUGGGUUUCUUCGGAGAAAGUGUCGUUGGGAGCGAUGUGAGCUAUGGGGAUUUUUACGGCAAUGCCAGUGCCAGAAUGCUUCGAUUCCGAGACUUUGAACCUCGCCAGCAAAGCGGAAGAAUGGACGUGGAACUCGACCUGGAUGCGGAGGAAAAGGCUGGACAGGAUCGCGAGGGUCGUGGCUUCCAUUUCCAUGCCAGCGGCGAGGAUGUGAGUGUGGAAUUGGAGUUUAUCGUUCCCUUCCUCAAAGUUCCUGUGAAGAGGAGCAUGAACAUGGCUCGAGAUGCUAUCCAGAACAUACUAAAUCUACGAACUGGUGCUCUAGUGAACACAGCAGUUGUUGUGGCCGCUGGAGCAGUCAUAGCUGGUGUAGUUCGAUUACUUAUAGCUCCACUGGUGAUCACCUCGCUGGGUAAUGGAUAUGGCUACAAAUCCCAUCCAGACAGAAGCAUGCGCCGGUUCACUGAUGUGGUAGAGUCCCAACUGGAGGAGCAUAACAUCGACAUGUCCGUAUGUGUACAGCGAAUGAUCUGUCAGUAUCUGCAGCAAAACCUAUCAUCCGGGUAUGCCAGGGCUCUGAAUGUUUUGACCAGCUCCUCCUGGUUGCAUUCUGUCGUCGAUGGAACUGCAGUCUUCCAUGCCAUCCAAUCAGCUAGAAGUAGUCGCAGUUGUACCCAUACAUAUCGAAGUUGCAAAUGGCCCAAUCGGCUAAAUUGGAAGUCCUGGGAAAUACCAAAGGUUCCCAAAUUUAGUAAUGGAUAACAUCGAAUGUUUCAAAAACCUUGUUAUAUUUAUUUAUUUAUUUAAAAAGAGAUUCAAACAUUAAUAUUCUUAAGUUAUUGUA